UMCGCCUGCGCUAAGAUGGAGCCCCCGAAGGUAGAGUCCGAGUUACAGCAGUUUUAUCACCAGUUGCUGAGCCCGCUGUCACUCUUACCCCGCAGGGUGACGCCCCCAGAGCCUCAGAAGCGCAGCCCGCAGGUCUCGAGAGUGCAAACCGUGUCUCUGGCAAAGCUGAGGGUGGCGCCGCUGUGCCGCCAGGUGGCCAAGCUGCUGGCCAACAGCGGGCUGGCGUCCUGGGUGCCUUCUGAAGGCCGACUCCGUCUCACCAAGGUCAUCCUGGACGAACUAAAGUGCAGCUGGCGGGAGCCUCCUGCUGAACCUAGUCUGAGCUACGAGAACAACCAGAAGCUGAGGAAGCGACUCGAGACUUACGUGCUGCUCAGCUGUGAGCAGCUCUUUUUACGCUACCUGCACCUGCUGGUGACUAUGUCGACCAUGUCGAAGGUCUUCACUGAAUCAGCCACCCUCACCCGGUUGGCUGCCAGCCUUGCCAGUGAUUGCACAAUCUUCCUUACCAGUCCCGACGUCUACCGUUGCCUGCUCGCGGAUUUCCAAACCCUUCUGAAGGCAGAGCACACCCACAGCAGCAUGGACAAGCGGCGCCCACCCUGCCCCAUUGGGCCUUUCAAACUGUGCCCGAUCCCCUGGCCUCACAGCACCGGCUUCGCGGAAGUGCCAUGCUCUAGCCUCAACCUGAACUACCUUGUCCAACUCAGCCGCUCACAGGAGUUUUUUACUGAGCCUGAAUUGGAUCCAGUGAAGGAAUUGAAGUCCAUCCCUCAGUUGAAGAGUAGAAAGCCUCUCCGCUGGCUGCCUACUGUAAGAAAAGAGAAAGAAAUCGACUUCAGUUCUAAACAGAUGGUGUCAAUUCCCAGCCACUCUGUGACUCCCACCAGUAGAGGUUCCCUCCCCCAUUCUUUACCUGUCCUUUCCCAGCCACAGAGAAGCCAAUCCAUGCCUUGUCUUCGUGAAGACUGGAAGCUGGCAGAUAAAUUGGGUCUUUCUACACUCCCUUCUCGUUCCUUUACCGCUCUGGUCUUGGCUCCAGGAGAAAGCAAACCAAAGCUGACUAGGGACAUUGUGGCUUCGGAUCUGAAGCAGAUGAUAAAGAACAUGAAGUUGGAGUGGACUCACUACUCAGCAUUGGACUCUGGCUUGCCCCCACUCCUGGGGGUUGUGACCUACCACCCAGCUGCCAGGCAUCACCUGGAGGAGCUGCAGAGAAUGUUAAAGAGCUUCCAGGAAAGAGAAGCCUUUGGACAGUGGGACCACCUGCACCUCAAAUCCCCUCCACUUUAUCCACAGCCAGUGACUACUACUUUGAAGUUGAAAAAUAAAGUCGUGGUCCAGGCAGCAGCUGUGCGACUUUCUGAUAGAAACUUUUUGGACUCUUUCCAUGUUGAGGGGGCCAGAGUCUUGUACAACCACCUGGCUGGUGAAUUGGACUCCAAAGUUAUAGACGAAAUGGAUAUGGAGCGCCUCAUUGGCAGUAGCACCAAGGAGGUCUAUGAAGAGUUGAUGAGCCGUGUCUCUACUGACCAUUUCUGUUUUGACCAAGGACCUCUGGUUGAACCUGCAGCAGAUAAAGACUGGUCAGCCUUCCUGUCCUCAGCCUUUCUGCGCCAUGAAAAACAAUUUCAAAUAGUCAACCCUGAUCUGACUGGACUUUAUCAGAGAACAAAUGUUUUGCAGUCGGACGCUGAGAGGAUGCCUUCUCCCCCACCACCCCAACCAAGCAAAGGCUGGGAAAAGCGGUCAAAGAAGCUCUCCUGGCUGACCUGGUGGAAAAGCACCCUGUCUGUGGAUGACUACUUCAAGUACCUCACCAACCAGGAGACAGAUUUCCUCCAUGUCAUCUUCCAGAUGUUUGAAGAGGAGGCACCUGUGGAGGUUCCAGUAUGCAUCAAAGAGUCCCCAAUUAUUCAGCGGCCCCCUCCCUUGUUAGAGGAUGAAGAGYCAGACUUUGUGCCAGGAGAGUGGGAUUGGAACACAGUGCUGGAGAACAGACUGGAAGGUGAUAAGAACCAGAUCCUGAGCCUGCAGAAGCGUCUAGAACGACUGUGGUCUGUUCUCGAGGUCCCUCACAACGUCCGGCUGGACAUGGCCAUCAAGUACAGCUCCAAAGCCCGUCUGAGGCAGCUGCCCUCAUUAGUAAGGGCCUGGGAACGGGCCUUGAAGCCCAUUCAGCUGCGGGAGGUAUUGCUGGCGAGACUAGAGUGGUUUGAACAGCAAGCCUCUGACCCCAACCGCUUCUUCCAAAAGUCUGAAUUGGGCCUGAGUCAUCUCCUGCAGGAAAAUCAGUUACGCAGCUAUUUCCACAGGAAGCUCAAUCAAAUUGAGGCUUCUUUGGUUUCCCUCCUGAAGGAGAUUGAAUUAAUCUUUGGUGAACCAGUGACCUUCAAGGGACAGCGCUACCUAGACAAGAUGAAAUGGGACAAAGUGGAGAUGCUCUACUGGCUCCAACAGCAGCGGCGGGUUCACUACCUGGGCCAGGACAAAAAGGCCUCCCAGCAAUCAGCCCGGUUCAAAAGGCAUAACAGCCAGUCUUUACUAGUUCCUGGGAACACGCCCAAUACCCUUUAA
Urocitellus parryii (Arctic ground squirrel) is the source of this 2577-nucleotide messenger RNA. It is a transcript of the gene Ccdc87, whose product is annotated as coiled-coil domain containing 87. The record is from RefSeq and is a predicted model, not a curated record. NCBI's taxonomy places the organism in Eukaryota, Metazoa, Chordata, Mammalia, Rodentia, Sciuridae.